UUUUGUAAAAUUAUUUCGCUUAUAUAAAUUUCAAUUCCUAAAACCCUUUCAGUUUUGGGCUACUCUCAUCUGAUUGUCACCUUCUCUUCUUACUUUGAUUUCACUCACCUGUCUCUCUCUCUCUCCUUCUCACUCUCUCCUCCUUAUUCUGUGUUUGUGUAUCUGCAUGUUAAGCUUCUAGCUUUAUCUCUGCUCUUUUUGGUUGAUCGUCUAUUUCUCCAAAAUUUGCUCCCUCAACUCCUCUCAAAUCCAGAAGUUUCAUCUCCCUCUGUGGGAAAUGCAUGAGAUGGAUCAUUGGGUCCCUGAUUCUCUCCCUAGUUUUGCCAAAAAACUUCAUAUCUUGGUGGUGGAUCAUGAAACCUUAUCUCUCAAGCACUUGAGUUCAUUGCUUAGGCAACAGUCUUACAAUGUUACGACCACUGGACUAGGAUGUAUUGCUCUAUCAAUGAUUCAAGAAAAAGGUGAUCAGUUCGACCUUGUCAUGGCUAACGUUAGCAUGCCUGAUAUGGACAGUUUUUCGUUCUUGCACAUGCUCCUUAAGAUGAAUAUUACUGUCAUCUUUAUGUCUUCAACGAUGAACUUGAAGGUGGCUACGAAAGCAUUGGCAGAAGGAGCGUGUUAUUUUCUUCAGAAACCUAUUUCUAAAGAUGAUCUCAAAUAUGUAUGGCAACACGUGUAUCGCAGUAACAUAAACAUUGCCAAGUUAACCGAUAAAGCAAAUUGCGUAGAUAAAGCCAAAUAUGGACAAGAAUUUGUCGGUUUCCAAAAUGGCAACCCUGUCGUUUUGUCUCAGUCCACCGAUGCAGCUAGUUAUAAUAAUAAUUAUAGUAUUAACUAUCAACUUAUGAGCCAUAACGAAAAAGUGCAAAAUAUGUCAACUAAUUCCCAUGAUACCUUAGUUGCUUCAUACUUUGAAGGAGAGAGAUCAGCGGAUGACGACGUAGAAGGAACAAACAAGGAGGAGAGAGUUACAUAUUACUCAAAACCUACCAAUUUUGGACAUACAAAAGCUGAUGAGGAUAAUGGAAGAGGGAAGGAAUAUUAUAUUUCCCGUAAUACCAGAUCACGUAUCGUUUGGAAUUUGGAACGACGUCGCAAGUUCUCUGACGCCCUCAACAAGCUAGGUGAUAAAUGUCGCCCAAAACUUAUACUUAAGUUGAUGAAUGAGCCAUGCUUGACCCUGCGCCAAGUAGCCAACCACCUACAGAAAUACAAAGCACAAGUAGAGUCCAUAAGAAAGGGGAGAAAAAAUAAAUUAGCUCCAAGGAUGGAAGCAUCCAAAUUCGAUUGCUCAGUCACGACUCAACUUCCUCCGUCGGUGCAAAGGCACCAGAAUCAUGAGGCAAACAAUUCUAUACAGCAGAAUCACGAGGCAAACAAAUCUACACAGCAGAAUCACGAGACAAACAAAUCUACACAGGGAGGUUCAACCUCUCUUUCAGGAGGGAAAAGAUUCCGACUUAUUGCUCCUAAGCCUCCGCUUAAUCCUAGACUGCUUGUUAGCGCCAACUUUGUAAAUCAUGGUCUUAGAAUGCUUGACCACAAUUUUCAGCAUGUUGCUUCAAACUACAAUUCAGUUCCAUAUAACAUCAAUAAGACGACUCCAGAGGUAACUUCUUAUCGUGCAUUUGAUGAAAUUCAGUUCCCAGAUAUACAUCAAGUUGAUGCAGCUCAGCAACUAGAAGCAAUGGAAUUUUGUGGUACAUCAGAAGGGAUUCAGUUGAUGUCAAAGAACAUCGCUUUACCUGGUUCAACCAACUUGGACAAUAUUGCUGCAAAUUUUGGAAAUGAAGGAAUCCAACAACAAUUUGCAGAAUAUGAUUAUCUCUUAAAUGUUUUAGAAGACGAUCCAUACGACUUUCGCAACGACUUUAGUCUGAGUGAUGUAGAUAAAUACAGCGAGUGGCUAAGGAACACUAUUCUCGAAGACGAAAGCGGUCUAGAUAGCUUUAUCAAUGACGAAGCAGAAAACUUUCCAGUUGAAAUCAAUCCAUAAAUAGGUAUGUUUUACUUCUGCAAUGUUCUCAAUGCCAUAAAAAUCUUUGAUAAACUAAAAGUUAAAGAUUUAUUCUUAGUUGCAGGUUGAAGAGUCUUAAGAAGCGGGAUAAACAGUCUAACUCUCAAAACAAAUAUAUACGAGAGACUAAGAAUUAGAAUAUCAUAUAUUAGAAUUGAGCUCAAUAUCUUCAACAAACUUAAAGCAAGACUUUCUUCCGGUUCAAAAUUGAAGAUUCAAUCUCGAGAACA
This is a messenger RNA of Cucurbita moschata (crookneck pumpkin), 2247 nucleotides long. Its product is annotated as putative two-component response regulator-like APRR6. Gene Ontology annotation, molecular function: DNA binding. The coding region runs from base 278 to 1996 and encodes 572 amino acids. The transcript has 5 exons. Gene Ontology annotation, biological process: phosphorelay signal transduction system; cytokinin-activated signaling pathway. Lineage: Eukaryota; Viridiplantae; Streptophyta; Magnoliopsida; Cucurbitales; Cucurbitaceae. The record is from RefSeq and is a predicted model, not a curated record.